Messenger RNA from Sclerotinia borealis F-4128, 825 nucleotides. Lineage: Eukaryota; Fungi; Ascomycota; Leotiomycetes; Helotiales; Sclerotiniaceae. The record is from the annotation of a GenBank genome assembly.
AUGAGUUACCCUCCUCGCACCCAGCCCCACCAUGUCAACGUUCAUGUUCCCCGCGCCCGCUCAAAAAAGGGCCAACCUCUCGACCCAGACGAUCUCUCCCGCCGUCUCAAAGCCCAUCUCGCGCAGCAAAAAGCUCUCGCCGAACACCGUCGCGAAGCCCGAGCAUCAGAGACUACAGGAGUAUACCACCACAUCCCGCAAGUCGCCGCCCUCUCCUUUGAGAAUACCGCUACACCCGAUAAACUACGUCAGGUGCAUAAAUUAUCCGAGCCGGCGCUCAAGAAUCUCAGGUAUUUAACGAUUGAUGAAGGGGUGGGAGGAAUCGGAUACGAAUAUCAGAAACCCAGGACGAUAUUGCAGAAAUCGCAAUUUCUGGAUCAUGAGACUGCGGAGAGGACGAUGGUAAGGAAUAGGAACCAAUAUCAAUGGACGGCGGCGCUUGAGCGUGCGGCCGAAUUGGAUGCCGAGAGGGAUGUUUAUAAAUGUCCUCGACGGACGUUUAAUUCCGAUGCACCGGCUGUGCAUAAGAAUAGAGCUGUGCAGAGACCGAUGAGUAUGGGGGGUUUCUUACCCUGGGGGAAAAAGGAGGAGCCGAAGGAGCCGAAGAGGGAGAGGAACGAUCGGCAUGAUUGGACACAGCGGGAUGAGUAUGCGAAAAGAUCGCUGAAGGAGAGAGUGGGUCCAUUGUUGUCGUUGAAACUUAGAAAGGGGAAGGUGCAUGAUGGGUCUGGAGAAGAUAAGUCAAGGUCGCCUGUGAAGUCACUUGUGAGUCCAUCAAUAAGGGCGAGCUUUUUCUGGAGGUUCAAAAUUAGUCCUAGCAAUUGA